AAAACUGGAACUGCACAUCAAAUAAAAGUAAAGGAUUUAGUGGUAGACGCAAAUCUGUCAAGCAAGAGGGAAAAUCCAUUUGGGGAAAUGGCGGCAAGCGUCGCAUCUAGAGAGAUGCCUUCGGAAACCGUCGCAAAGGUCAACGGAAUCAUCAUGAGCGCCGGCGAUAGCUUCGUACUUCCGGCGAAGUACGAAGGUGAGGGAGUCCACUCCGAUUUGAUCCGCAGCCUGCUCAAAGUUCAACAUAUCCAUCGCGGCCGUGUAACCUGCAUCUUCACCGUCAAACCAUACGUUUGCAACAGGUAUAACACUUUACAUGGAGGAGCAGUUGGAUCAAUAGCAGAGAUUGUGGCCAUAGCUUGUGCAAGAACUGUUGUCCACAAAGAUAAAGAGCUUUUUCUUGGUGAAUUGAGCGUCUCUUAUCUAGCUGCUGCUGUGAACCAAGCAGAAGUGAUGAUUGAUGCAUCUGUGGUGAGGAGUGGAAGGAAUCUGACAGUAGUUGCUAUAGAGUUCAAGCUAAAGGAUAAGGAAAUAUUGACUUACUUGUGUCGUGCUACCUUCUAUAACAUGCCUCUUGCAAGCCUAUGAGGAAUAUUACACGUACGUUCUUUUAUAAUAAGGUUUUCUAUAUAGCCUUGUACAAACAAAGAGGAGGGAGGGAAUCUAUAACAAUGGAUGUGUGAGCGUGUGAAAAUACCAAAAUGCCCUCAUGUUACUUACAUGUGCAAGGCAUAUGAGGAGGAGUUAAAUGGAAGCCACAUAAAGGCAGUUGGGGAUGGGGUGAGGGAUGAAGAGUGCAAAUCUAGUUUGGAUUAGGGAC
Molecule: messenger RNA, 820 nt
Organism: Lactuca virosa
Lineage: Eukaryota; Viridiplantae; Streptophyta; Magnoliopsida; Asterales; Asteraceae
Source: the annotation of a GenBank genome assembly